This is a messenger RNA of Sclerotinia borealis F-4128, 5199 nucleotides long. NCBI's taxonomy places the organism in Eukaryota, Fungi, Ascomycota, Leotiomycetes, Helotiales, Sclerotiniaceae. The record is from the annotation of a GenBank genome assembly.
AUGGCCAGCUCUCCUCCAGAAUCGCCCCAGGUGAGUCUGCCUAGGCCCGCGAGCGCAAUUAUGAAAGGAGCACCAAGAUCGAGUAGUCGGAUGAGCAUGAGCAGUAAAGCUGGGGGAAGCCGAGCCUCGGAUGAAGAUGGCAAAACUGCUGUCAAAGUUGCUGUGCGAGUUAGGCCACCCCUCCAACCAACCGAUCCUGGCUUCGACCUCAUCCCACAGAGAUUCCAGCGACCUAUGUUACAGGUUACUUCGUCCACGAACUUAGCAAUCGAUUCUCCACAAGGAAAGAAGAUAUUUGUGUUUGAUAGAGUAUUUGAUGAGAAUGUGGAUCAGGAAGGAAUUUGGGAAUAUUUGGUAGAGAGCACAAACGCCUUCAUUCAAGGAUACAAUGUCUCUAUGCUGGCAUAUGGACAAUCUGGCGCUGGAAAGUCCUUUACGAUGGGUACAUCCGGUCCAGGAGAGCAAGGAAAAUCCGAGAUCAUGGGUGUUAUUCCACGUGCGGCCAUGGCAAUAUUUGAGAAACUCGGCGGCGGGAAGCCGCAGCAGUCCAAUCGGAGCUCCAUGACUGGUCUGAGAGCCCCUAAGAGGUAUUCCACGGUUCCUGCUGUUGUGUCGACGGAGGACAAAACUUGGACUCUGAAAGCAACGUAUGUGGAAAUUUACAACGAGCAAUUGCGAGAUUUGUUAGUUCCCGAACAUAUACCAGCUCAUGAACGUGAGGUGGUCACUAUUCGAGAGAACACCAAGGGUCAUAUUCUUCUUACCGGAUUACACCAAGUCGAGAUCAACACCGUGGAGGAUCUAAUGGCGGCACUCAAUUUCGGGUCAAUGAUUCGCCAAACUGAUGCAACCGCGAUCAACGCCAAAUCUUCACGAUCUCAUGCUGUGUUCAGUUUGAAUUUGGUUCAGCGCAAAAUCAAAGGAACACAAGGCGCCGAAAAGAGAUUUUCCGUUCCACUAGAAGCGAUGACUGGCGGAGAAGUGGUCACAAUUGACAGCAAAUUCCAUUUCGUCGAUCUAGCUGGCAGUGAGAGAUUAAAAAAUACCGGUGCACAAGGAGAAAGAGCCAAAGAAGGUAUUUCCAUCAAUGCCGGUUUGGCCAGUUUGGGCAAGGUGAUAUCGCAAUUGUCAUCCCGACAGGCCGGAUCCCACGUGUCGUACCGAGACUCAAAGCUCACAAGAUUGCUCCAGGAUUCACUUGGAGGUAACGCGAUCACUUACAUGAUUGCAUGUGUUACUCCGGCCGAAUUUCACCUUAGCGAAACUCUGAAUACAGUUCACUACGCUCAGCGCGCCCGCGCAAUUCAAAGUAAGCCUCGAAUCCAACAAGUUUCAGACGAGAGCGAUAAACAGGCUGUUAUCGAUCGUUUGAAAGCCGAAGUCGCUUUUCUCCGGGACCAAAUUACGAACAGCGAAAGCGGGGGCGAUCGUCGUAGCAAGCCUACGAGUGAGAGGCCCGAGCGACAAAAUGAACGGGAAGUAGAACUACAUAAUCAGCUACUGGACACGCAGGAGAAUUACACGGCCCUUAGUCAACGACAUGCUAAGCUUAUAUCGGAGUUAGCUAGAGCCCGGGAUGAGGAAGUUGCUGAUAACCAGGCUCAUGAAAAUACAUUGGUUGACAGUGCCACAGAGAGACUAAAACGCUCAAAUUCGUUUGCCGAAGCGGUUGAACAAGUGGUCCUCGAAUACGAAAAGACAAUUCAAAGUCUUGAACAUUCUCUAUCCAACACUCGAUCAUCUUUAUCUAACACCGAAACUUUACUUUUGGAAAAGGAAACCAAGUGUGCUUAUACUGAGACAGUCAAUCAACAACUCCAAGCACGCUUGCAAAAGUUGAUUGAUCGAGAAGCUAAUACCGAACAUUAUCUACACGACCUAGAAACGAGGCUCGAAGGCCACACUUCAGGUGAAGACAAAAAUUCGGCAAUUGUAAUGGAGCUCCGCAAAGAGAUUGCUCGCGUUCGCGAGAAUGAAGCCACCGGUGAAGAUUACAUCUCAACUCUCGAGGAACGUCUAGCCGAGGCCGAUCAAGAUUCGGAGAUGAUGCAACGCGAGAUCGAUCGUUUAGAGCACGUUAUUGAACGCCAACGAAGUCUCGGAAAGUUGGAUAGUCUGCUUUAUGAUCUAGACAAUAUCCGGCACGACGGAAAGAAUGGCGAUGACAAGAAAGCUAUGAACAGCAAACGAUCGUCUUCUAUUGACAUCAGCAGCCGUAGACAAAGCCUUGCAAGCAGGAGAAACCAAAACAAUGUCAUUCUAGAGACCGAAAACGAGAGUGACGAGAACUUUUCGGUGAGCCCUGCAAAUGGCAACCGACCCGAAACUGAUGGUCCCGCCGAUCGUGGAGAAUUGAUUGAGCCCGAAACUCCCCUGGAGUCGCUGAGUGAGGAAAUUGGUAGCCAGUAUUCACCUCAAAGCCCAGCUCAAUCGAGAUUUGUCGAGGAUAAGCUGGAAAAUGUCACUCAAGAACUCGUCGACCUAAAGGUCGAGCACGAAGCUACAGUUGGCGAAUACGAUCUGCUUUCAGUAAAGUAUGAGGAUGCCCUUCGUACAUUAGCCGAACUCCAAGACGCUGUCGAUGAAGCCCGCCACCCCGGUGCACGUGAUUCUAUGCUGUCGGCCAACACGGCAGGGCCAACGUCUUUUUUAGCAGACGCGAGGAUGAACGAGCUAAAGGAUGGAGGACAAUACUCAUCCUCGCGAUCGCUCUCAUCGGAAUUGUCCUCAGCUGGGGAAUCACCCAGUACCACGGAACAAUUUGAUGCUGAAGCCGUGACCAAGAAAUCGGAGUCAGUAGCAACCUUAGAGGAAGCCCGCGACACCACGAGUACGGCGGAAGUUAAAAGUUUGAGAAAGUUAGGCGCAGAGCAAGAAGAGGCACAAGUCGUGCUUACGGAGAAAUAUGCUCAAUUGGAGGAAGAACACACAGCGGCUCUCGAUCUUAUGGAGGAGCUCAAGGCGGAGGUAUCAAAAGCGAGGUUAAAUGCAGAAGCAACAUCACCACGCUCAGUCACACCUGUUAUACGUCGCAAAUCAAGUCAAAACGUCAUGAUAAUUGAUCGGGCUCAUCGAUCAUUUGCCUCGUUGAGAAACAUUGCGGCCGAGAGUUUCGAGCAUAAUCCUGACGUUAUGGCCAACUUCGAGUUGAACUUGAAUACUGCGAUGCACGAGUUACAUACUCGCUCGGAGCGCAUCCAGGAACUUGAGGCAGAUGUCACUACGGUCAGAAAGGAAUUAGAUCUGAAGACAACUAUUAUCAGUGGGCUUGCAAGAGAACGAUCGAGCAUGAAGGCAUCACCUAUGGACAUGUCGGUGGUCUCAACUAUGCAGGACCAGAUUAUGAACUCCGAGAAUCAGAUUAAAAUACUCCAAGAACUUCACAAUACUCGUGAAAAGGAGCUACUUCAACAAAUCGCAUAUAUCCGGACUUCUAUCAAGACCAGUCCUACUUUCAAUGGUAGCAAAGAGAAUAAUGAAGCUAGCGAAGCGGACAAUAAUCACGAACGCAGCAAUGCAGAAUUGAAGGCAGGAGUCGUUAAUUGGGAAGGGAAGCAUCAGAUUGCAUUGACUUCCAUGCAAACUUCACAAGAUACUCUCGAGACUACGAUACUUGAGUUGGAACGACAAUUGUCCAGUCUGACAACUAGCGGAAAGCAGAGAACUCGCGAAAUUGAGGAACAUCAAACUCAUGUUUCAAACUUGCAAAGAGAAAUUGACGAACACAAAGCGGCAGUUGUCGCAAACACCACACGAUUCGCCGAGCUCGAGCAAGCCCAUGCAUCAACACGCGAACAACUUGAAGAAGCCAUCCAGUCGAAGAAUAUCGUAUCCGCGGAGAUGGAAGGACAUAAGACUCUUGGUACUCGACUAGAAGAGCAAAUCGCCGAGCAUGAAAAUAUUGUCAAGACUCACCAAGAAGGGCUAAGUCUCUUGCAAGUGAACCAUGCGAAGGAGAUUGAAGAAAUUCGCUCAAACAGCCAGGCUGAUCACGAGGCCCAGCUAAGCGAGUUAAAGUCUAAACAUCGGGAAAGCACCGACGCACUUUCAAGAGAGCUUUCUGAUUCGCGUGAUGAUUUGGCAAAGAUUGCUACUCAAGUUGCUUUUGCGCUUGGAGUAGAUGUCAGCACGGAGAAGCUUCAGGACCGAAUUACGGAUCUCGUUGCCAACCAGAAGGCACUUUCUCAAGAAGAGACUAGAGCGGGCGAACUCGAGAAAUAUACAGAGGAGUUGUCCACUAUCAAUGAUACUAUCAUGAAAGAGCUUGAGACUGUCAAGGCCGAAUUAGCUAGUCUCUUGGUCCAAACCGCCGAAGGUUCUAGACUAAAGGAUGAAAACGCUACAGUCGCAGAUCAAUUGGCCGCUUUGAGGAAGGAGCUCCACGACCUCGAAACUAAAAACAAAAAGAAUUCGAGAUUGGUAGAGGAGCUUGAGGACCAAUUGGCUUCGAAUUUUGAUGAACACCAAGCUGCUAACAAUCGUCUGUCUACCCUCCAAACCGAACGCAAUGCUCAAUUGGACGAAGCCCAUAUCACCGCGAUUCGUGCCCAAACCGAGCUAGAAGCAGUCAAGGAGGAAUAUGCCACUCUUCAAGCCAAAUUGGAAGACGUUCUGCAAUCUGACCCUAACAAUAAGCGUUCCAACUCGAUGACUUCGCGACUCCACAAGUCUGCAUCCGUGACCUCACUUCCUUCACCACCUCCCGCAAUUCCGCUACCGCCAUUACCUGGAAUCGCAGGAACUGCACAAACUGGCCCCGCCCCUUCAUCAUCGCCAGUUCCGCCGACACCCACACAAAGUAGCUUCAAUAGCCGCAACAGCAAAGACAUAGCUGCUACUCAAAUUCAAGAGGAUCAAGAAGCCCGAAUCCGCAUGAUUGAAAAGCACUUAUUUGCCGAGAAGCAACUCACAUCAACUCUAGAAGAGGCUCUCACGGAUCUCGAAAAACAAAGCAACAAAGUUAAAGCCGAUUGUGAUGCCUGGCGAAAACGUGCCAAUGAAUUGGAGGCGGAACUCAAAGCCGCCGAAGAGAAGGCCAAGAAUGGCAAUGCGGAGAAAGAGAAUCGUUGGAGCUUAAUGCAAGUCGAGGAAGAGAAACGCAAGAGAAAAGAGGCAGAGCUUGCAAGGGCUCAUCUCGAAGAACGCAUGAAUGCCCUUAGUAGCAAGAAAAAGAAGAAGGGCAGUUUGAAUUGUUUCUAA